Molecule: messenger RNA, 4378 nt
Organism: Neurospora crassa OR74A
Lineage: Eukaryota; Fungi; Ascomycota; Sordariomycetes; Sordariales; Sordariaceae
Exons: 2
Coding region: 938-3811 (957 amino acids)
Biological process (GO): proteolysis
Cellular component (GO): fungal-type vacuole
Molecular function (GO): aspartic-type endopeptidase activity
Source: RefSeq, a predicted model, not a curated record
CAGAGACAUUGCUCUGUCCAGUAUUCUCGGUCUCAAGGGAGGCAGGCUCAUUCCAUUUCCCGGUACGGUCGUGUACAACCUGUAUUCAAGUACAACAGAGUGCCACGACAGGCCGGGAACCUGGACUCCGUCCUUUGUAGUUACCCUAGGUGGUCUCUCAGUAGUCGUACAUUGUCUCGCAGCUGACACCACCUACUACCUAGGCCGACAACCUUAAUCUAUCAUCCUUCCCUCUUCGCCAUCCGGAAGCUUCAGCUUCCCUUCUCUUGCCCACGCUCCUUUCCGCUCUCUCUCUCUCGCUCUCUCUUAACCCUAGCCAUCGCGUUCGAUCCGAGCGGCUGGUCUUUGCCGUCGUCCCAUCAUUACACACACAGCUCGCUACCUACCCUGGGUACCAGAUUAUCCCUUCGUUCCGUCUUUUGGUACCACCUCGACCAUCGUUCGUCUAGUUGCCCGCACAUCUCUUCAACAUCAUUGGUCCCUGACUUUUGGGUGUGUUCGUCCUUUUUGGUCCAGGUCCAGGUCCAGUCCAGUCCAGUCCGGGUUCCUGUCCGGCUACCAGUCAACCCGCUCGCACUUGGACAGAAAGACGAACGCCUUCCAAGGUACUCUCACACCGGGCCUGUGAAACGAAUGGGCUUUGCCCUCCUGGGAUACCGGAAACAAGGCGUAUUUUCAUCCGGGGACAAAACAGACUUGCCUUACAUAGCACGACAGCUUCUACUCCUCGGCGAUCGGACCGGAGCUUGAUUGCGGCUCAUGGAAUACCAGCUCGUCCUUCUCCAUGUCUUAGGACCCUGGCUUCGACCUUCGCUCCCCUCUUGCUGCUGGUCGUUCCGGUGCUUCUGGAGACAGACAUAGCCUUGGACGCUUGCGUCCUCAGUCAGGCUGUCUGUCCGUCUACGACAUCGCCAACUCGGGUCGCGCUACUGCGAAAAUGCGGUUACCCUACCUCUCUUUCGCCGUGAUUUCUACUCGCUUCCUGCUCCUGUCAUCGGUGCCUUCACUUGUCCGUGCAGGUACAACGGCAACUUCACCACCAGAGCCAGUAUGGGUUCAACCGUCCGGGGAAUGGUAUGGCAUCGACGGCACCUGGUCAAACUUCAUGUUCGCCGUGGGUUCUCCCGCUCAGAUCGUUUACCUCACACCUGCCACUGCCCUGUCCGAGACGUGGGUUAUUGGGGCCGGCGGUUGCACAUCAGGCCCAGGUAACCUACCAUGCGUGGACGCUCGUGGCGGCGUCUUUGACUACCACAUCUCGGAGACAUGGCAAACCCUGGGAACAGGUGCUUACGAGCUGGGCAUGAACCACACCGGAGUUCAGAGAAAUGGCGACUACGGCUUGGAUACUGUCGCCUUCGUCGACACAAUGGCCAGCUCCGCCACAUCUGUGGACGGUGUACUGAUUGCUGCUGUCAAUGCUACCGAAUACUAUCAAGGUUAUAUCGGACUUGGCGUGACUCAAGGCAGUAUAGGCUCGAACGUUACCAAACCUCUCAUCCCCCAACUCGUCGAAGUGAAUGGCAUGAUUCCCAGUCACAGUUACGGAUAUACGGCAGGGGCGUACUACCGUGACACUACUACAAAGGGUACAUAUGCCUCGUUGACUUUUGGGGGUUAUGAUGCACUGAGAUUUGUGCCACAUGAUACAACGUUCAGGCUCUACAUAGGAAACUCAACCGCAGAUUCUAAUGAUCGAGCGCCCACGGUACGACUGCGCGGCCUUACUGCUCAAGUCCCGUCGUUGGACAAGGCACCUGGGAACUGGACAUCGACCUCUCAGACUCUCGUCGCCAUGAAUGAUUCUAUUACCGCAAUGAUUGACUCGUCAACGCCGUUUCUAUGGCUUCCAACCGACAUUUGCGAACGUAUUGCUUCUAUUCUCGACCUGGUGUGGAGGGCGGACCUUGGUGUUUAUGUCUUUGCGAACGGGGGAGAACAAUAUCUGAGAUACAAGCGCAUGAAGUCCAUCGAUGACCUAUCGUUCACUUUUACAGUCUCCAGCUACGACAACAGCGACAACUUCGGUUAUCCCCUCAACAUGCCAGGAGUGGUCAACAUCACCAUCCCUCCUGCAGCAUUUGCCCAGGUCCUGCGUUAUCCUUGGAAGAACAUCAUCAAAUUCAAUGAGUCGAGCAUACCGUAUUUCCCAUUGACGCGAUCAACAAACGAAACAAACAAUAAUCAGUAUAUCAUCGGCCGAGUAUUCAUGCAGGAAGCAUAUAUCAUCACAAAGUACGACAAGGCCGCAUUUUCUAUCCAUCAAGCGCUGUUUCCUGACAACUCAGCCACCAAUCACUCCUUACAGGCUAUCGAAAGGCCUCCGAAUAGCCCGUAUCCUGAGGGUCCCCCGGUGAAGAAGGUGGCCAAGAAGCCGUUGGGUGUAGGACAAACGGUGGCGAUCGUGGUUAGUGCCUUUGCGGCAGGCAGUGUGAUUGGACUGAUAUCAUUCUUGUGUUGCCGGCGAGGAUCGAAGGUGAAGAAAAACGAGGCCCGUAAACUGGAACACAACUCAGAGGAGGUUACCCCCAUACACGAUGAACCACCGCAGAACACGGUCAGCCGAAUGCUGUCGAUGUUUGUCGGAAGGAGGAGGUCAAGGAAACAAUCAUCACCAAAAACGCAGGCGAUUAUGACCGAACCCGUCGAAGUCGGUGCGGACGCUCAUCACCAGGUAUUCGAACUACCAGUUCCACCUGAGCCGAUCGAGUUGGAUAAUAAUGAUAUUGGACACAACGACCCAUAUCUUGGGCUGGAUGGUUCUCGGGUGACGAGCGACUAUGAAGCGGCGCGGCAAAAGCUCGAAUGCCAACUUCAGGGAUCGGUACCAACCUACACACGGACAACAGAGCACAACGAGCGUGCUGCUGGAUAUCCCCUUGAGAAGUCAGCACAGGAUGUAACCCCCGUUCAUUACCGUCCCAGCGAAGAAACAUCCUCCGGAUCAUCGCCCACGUACGCCAACACCGACUCCCUUUCCAACUCGCUGCCAUCACCCCUGUCACCAUACGCAGACUGGGCGGCCGGUAGAGUAUUCGAUCUGCCAUCACCAAUAACCGUAGCCUCUCCCGUGCGGCUACGUAAUUUUCCAACGACGACAGGUUCUGACGAUCCGGCCCCCGCACACUCACCAGUCUCGUUGCACUCCCCCUAUUCACCUCACACAUACCUUCCAUCACCCGUGAGCCCUUCAUUCGAUUUCAACGGCGGUCCAGAAUCCCCUACAUCGCCAACAGGAAAACCGGCCCCACUGCCCGGAAGCGCAGCAAUCCAGCGCACACCCAUCGAUCCCAUCCAUACCCAAAUAGUAUGUCUCGGACCAAUGCCGGAAAACGUGCGACUUCCUAUUCCACAUCAUCUGCAUCAUCAUCCGACAGUAACCCGCAUCAUCAUGCCCGACGGUCUACUACAUCCAGCAGAACAAAAUGACCAACUUGCAGGAAAUACUGAUGUCGAUGUCGAUGGUCUACGGAGACGUUCAGAUUCGAUAACCCGCGGUUCUAAUGAGACCUUGGGUUCCAACUUUACCAUGGAGGAAGAAAGCCAGCUGAGGCAGGUGCAGAUGGCUGCGCAACGAAGUGCGGCGGCUCAAGAGCAAGCAUUGCCGAUGUCACCAACAUCACAUCAACCACCACCACCACCACCACCACCACCACCACAACGACGAGAACACGAAGCAGACAAUACUACCAGCCUCAUCGACAAAUACCCCCGCAGUCCCCGAAGCAUGGAACGUAUCGAAGCCGGUUCAGAGUUAAUUCAUGUCCCGCAGGUUGCUGCGCAGCGAUAUAGUUGGGAGGCGGAGACAUGAUGGCCUUUUAGAUCAGCUUCGAUCUCCACCCACCGAACUAACAUGGUCUGCAAACAAGAUUACAUACAUGCACCAUACUUGCUCCCACCAACCAACAUUUUAAACGGACUCGUACACUGUACCAUCGUAUAUACAUGCCGGACGGCGGACCUUUUGGGUAACGGAACACAGGGGCACGGAGACAGGGGGAUAUACCCAUUGGAGUGAGGGGGUGUCGAAGGAUUUGCGACAAUGUCCUAUGUUUUUGUUUAACGCAAGGAAAGAUUUGGCGUUACUUUGGUCGGUUACGUUUGGUUUUUGUUCAAGCUGGAAACAUUGAGUUAGCAUAGAGCAAGAAGCAACAGUCACAUAAAGAACACUCAUGGUCUCCACCAUGAGGCUGGUGACGGGACAUGCUUAUCAGACAUGAUACGGGAGAGGGAAAAAAAAACUUGCGCUGAAAGGGAUGGUUUUGGGGGACUGGAUUGUUUUGACGCACAAGAAAGAGUGAGAGGACAGAGUUGAAUGAUCACCAGAUUAGCGUUAAAAAAAAUGUCAAAUGACCUACCAUUGCAAAUUGCGAACCUC